GAUCAGUCGAUCGCUCUUUGUUGACUCGUUCGGACGCGUAUUAUGGUUUAAUUUAAAGUCGGUGUUUUUCUUUGAAAUAAUCAAUUGUAGAAUGUUUGUUCUCAUCUUUCGAGCUUAUCACCUCAAUUCUAGUGCGAUUAGUUUUUAUUGACGGCUGCAACGGUUAACGGAGUUAUACUGUGAUUUUUUUCUCAAAAGCUACCUGACUAUGAUAAAACUCCAAUACAGUUCUGUGGAUGCGUUUCAGGAAGAAGUGUAAAAACGAAUCUGUCUCUGAUGACAUCGGGCCGACAAAAUUCACUGUCAGUAAAACAUCAGACUGAUCUAAUUUAUCCUAUAUAUUAAUAAAUCAAAUUUAAUUCUCGUAAAAAAAACCACCACAAUUUUUUGUAUAGUAUAGGUACAGUCAACUUUCACUCGUUGAGCUAAGCCCAUACCCCACUUAGUGAAAGACUUUCGUUAGUUGGGCUGAGCUGUCAAGCUGAACAUUGGUUGAGGGAUACACGGAUUGUUUAUUAUCAUCACAAUCCUUUAGCAACUAUCGAAAUUGUUCAUCUAUGAGCCCCUCGAAAAGAAAUCAGCACUGUCAUUUCUGACGCUUGACUUCGAUUUAGGUGGACUUCAGCGGGAACCCAAUGAAAACGUAGUCCACUUAAAGAUAGCCGUAGGAGUGGAUAGGAGUGAAAUUCGACUGUAAUAGAGUAAAUUAUUUUUAGUGAAUAGUUUAUUCUACCAUUUUGUGUAAGAAAAAAAUAAAUAAAAAGUAAAUCGAUUUAAAUGAUGCGAAUUGUCUUAUGGAGCAUUUGGAUAUCUUCCGGAGUAUUGAUACUGCUAUUGCUGGGAGGUAUAGUAACAAUAAUGGUUCAGCCACCUAAUUCGGCAUUGGGAAUUCAACCCAGAUUUGAUGCAGUUAAUACGAUUGCAUCCACUACUCAGGGGUCAAUAGUGGACGAAGAUGCUCAAGAUGUAAUCAAAAUAGUUUACGGCCGUAAAGGAUACUCCAACCCUAAGCCUACUUCCGAAGAUGAAGAUGAUGCUCCGGAUAUGGCUGUCAGACAAAUUAAACGUACAAGACGCCCACUACGGAUCAUUGGUAAGGAUUUCAACCCUUACCAAUCGUACACAGUUAAGCACCGUAAUGGUACACUUACAUACGUGUUUCCUAGUACAGACAUAACAAGCUCCACUACUUCCACCUCCAAUUCUAUUGGUGAUGUUGGAAUCAAUCCGACUACUGUAAUAGAUAGAGAAGGUUCUAGCGAUCCCCUGGAAACAUACCCAACAGAACUUAUCGAUGAAAUUAUGAAUCAACAUAUAAAUAGCUUUGAAGGAGCCUUUGGAAAUGACAUGGUGAAUGGAGAUAAACUGAAUUCACGUUUUGAUAUUUCCAACGAUCAAUAUUUCUGUGACAGUGAAGAAACCCUGAUCCAUCCUGCAGAAGGUUUCACGUGGCAAAACUCAAGCGUUCGGAUCGUCAAUACAAAAAACUACAAGCAGGGCGUAAGAAUCGAAAAAUGCCGAAACGAGGGCAAACCGUGUAAGUUUUGCGAUGGAAAUACCGUAUGUAAGCAACUAUAUCACUACCGGACACUUGUGGCUAUAAACCUUGAUGCGCGCAAACCGUACAGAGAGCUGAUUCAAUUGCCAUCCUGUUGUAAAUGUGCUAGAAUAUCCCUUUAGCAGACUGUGAUUAAAUACAAUGAACAACUGGAGAUUUUAUAAUAAGAAAUAAACAAAAAUGCCCGUCUGGUACGUUUACAAAGCAGCCAAUGCUUUUGCAUCCGGUAAAAAGGAUUUUUCCUUUCAUAUUGAGAAUUUUAAAAACACACUGUGUACUUCUAGGUACUAUUGUCCAGAAUUAAUUUAAGUUUUUAAAUAGAAACAUAAUCCAAAGUAUAUUAAAGCUCGAUAUCGAUAGAGGAUCUUCAAUAAUUAUCUAAUUUAUUAAAUUGAUUAGGCUUAUACAGUGUAACAGUACCUUGCCCGUAUAAAUGAAUUGACAAUGUUUUAAAGCAGUCUAGAUGGAUAGAUUUAUGAAAUCUUGAAUUGUUAGAUUGGUAAAGUUUCGCACUUUAUUGAUCAUGUGAUAAAUUGUUUCGUCAUGAACGAGUUGUAGUAAAUUUUUACGAAAAGAAAAAAUCAUUAUGUUGAUUGAAAAUGAGCAAAAUAAAAAUAAAUUUUUGAAGUAAAAUGUAGCUAUUGAGAAAUAAUGCGUUUUAAUACAAUAGCUCAAAUCGUGUCAAAAAUCUUG
Molecule: messenger RNA, 2251 nt
Organism: Ochlerotatus camptorhynchus
Lineage: Eukaryota; Metazoa; Arthropoda; Insecta; Diptera; Culicidae
Exons: 5
Coding region: 778-1680 (300 amino acids)
Biological process (GO): central nervous system formation; innate immune response
Cellular component (GO): extracellular region
Molecular function (GO): growth factor activity; Toll binding
Source: RefSeq, a predicted model, not a curated record